Messenger RNA from Osmia lignaria (orchard mason bee), 1476 nucleotides. NCBI's taxonomy places the organism in Eukaryota, Metazoa, Arthropoda, Insecta, Hymenoptera, Megachilidae. The record is from RefSeq and is a predicted model, not a curated record.
UUUAGACUGUAUACGACUUUCAAUAUUUUCGAAAUACUUGUGUGUUAAUGAUUUUAUCCGCUAAAUACACAAAUAUCAAUUUCUGUUAAAUUAUGUAUCAGAAAUUGCCCAUUUAAUUUCAUUACGUAUCUGAAUUAAACUUUUUAUCUAACAAUUGCCAGUUACUGUUUUAAAGUUUUCUACACGUUUCUGAACACGUUAUACCAUUGCGAUAAGCAUAUAAUUGUACGUAUCGGGAAGAAUGAAAUACUUUUCAUUAAGUAUGAUAAAUUAUACGAAAAGUCAAAAAAAAAAUGUUAAUUGCUCAUAAUACGUAUGUAUAAUGAAUGUCCAUCAAUAAGAAUAAAAAAUUGUGUGUUUAAAUACAAUUUAUAUAAAACUAUUACAAUGUAUAUCCAUAAAAGAAUUAGAUUGAAAUUAUUAAAGCAAUUGAUGGUACAAAUUAAUAUGCGUGUAGCUUCAUCCACGAAGAGUAAAACGCAUUAUGAAACUUUGGGGAUACGUCCAAAUGCUACGCAUAACGAAAUAAAAUCAGCAUAUUACAAAUUAACGUUAAAAUAUCAUCCUGAUAAAAAUAAAAGCGAAUCCGCAAAACACAUGUUUCAAGAAAUUUCGAAUGCAUAUACUGUACUUGGUAACUAUCAGACACGUAAACAAUAUGAUAGAACUGUCGCAGUUAGACACGGAAAAGUAAAUGUAGUUUAUAAACCGGUUUAUAGACCAAAUAAUGUUGCACAGAGCGCAUCGCCGAAGUUCAAGGUUUAUGAUUUUGAUGAAUGGACUCGUCAACAUUACCAGCAAACAUUUGAAAAUGAUAUGCGGAAGAAAUGGAUUAAAGAGAACUUUGCUAAAGUUAAACAUGAACAACCCAGACAAAAGGAGGGCAGUCACCUGCUGGUGGUGGUAAUUUUCAUUGGAUUUUGUUUAAGUAUUUAUUUUAAACCGAAAGAAGAUUAUGAUAUACCACUAGAGAAAGAAACGAAAUAAUUAUGAUUUUUAUUCUUAGUAAAAUUAUUAAUUUUUUGAAGAAUAUAAGUUGUUAAUAUAGAAGUGCAAUUAAAAAUAGUUGUACAGACUGUUGCAGACUGUAUUUUAUCAGUUCCUUUUAAUGUUACAUUACAAAUAUAUUAAAAUAUUAGUAUUACCAUACAUAAAAGAAGAAAUAUAUUUAGUUUCAAUUAAACACUCAGUUUAUAUAGAGUAAUUCAUUUUCAAUUAGUUAGUGCUUAUGUAAAUUAGUAAAUUCCUUAAUUAGUAAUAUGUGAAAGAUUGAAAACCAAAGUACUUUAAAUUUGUGUUAAAUUGAGACAUUAUAUAAAAAUAAUGAAAACUUACUAAUUAAAUGGAACAUUUAAUGAUAUCAAAUAAAAUGCGAAUAGCAGUACAUAUGCUAAUUGUACAUAUUAUGUAAGUAGUAAUAAUCUAGAUAGAAAUACUAAAUAAAAAAAAGGUGUGAAUAAUAUAUUAAGUAAAAAA